CAUGAUCUGAUCGAGAAAUUUCGUAACUAAUUUAAGCAGAACGAGAAACCCCGCAAUAUAACUACAGCUACCUGAGGUUGACUUUUGCGGCGGCGGCGGCGGAGGGUCAGACACGAUGAGCACGGCGGGGAAGCCGAUCAACAUACCGGAAGCAACUCGAAAACUCGAGGUUGACAAUCGAGUGUCUCUCCGCUAUUAUUAUCGGAUCGCCGAUAACCUUCUCCAAGAGGCAAAUAUACAUCGGGACAUGAAGAAUGUGGUAGAUCUUUAUAUUGUGCUUCUUAAAUUUUCAAGUCUUCUAUCAGAAACUAUACCCUGCCAUAAAGAUUUCACACGCUCAAAUAAACCAGAAAAAGAUUACUACAAGAAGAAAUUGUUGCUAGCAUUAAAUGAGUUGGAGACUUUGAGACUGGAAGUGGAACCAAAAAUUUCUCGACUGAACAAAGCAUAUGCUUCGAAUGAACCUGUUCCAGGCCUCACAGAUGAUCAGCAGGCAACGCAGGGAAGAUUAUCAGCGGUUACGGUGAAUGUUCCCCAGACUAGCAGGCAACAAACAUGCUCCAGUAACAUGAAGGGGGAAAGGUGGGUGGGUUCUUCUUUGGUAAUUGAUUCAUUUUCGCCGAAAACAGAAAAGGUUUCGAGCAGAGAAGAUGGAAGGGGGAGUACUAGUAGUUCUUCUUCAUCAUCAUCAGCAUGCUGUGUGGUGUGCUUUGAGGGAGGAAUAGAGGGAGCUUGUGUGCCGUGUGGGCAUAUGGCUGGAUGCAUGGCAUGUUUGAAUGAGAUCAAAGCCCAGAACUGGGGUUGCCCUGUCUGUCGCACUCCAAUCCAGCAGGUUUUGCGUUUGUAUGCUGUUUGAUCUCCCAAUUAUCUCAACAAUAUUAUUUCAUUCCCAGCUUAUUUAUUCCAGGUGAUCGUUAUUCCAUGGAUCAUGGUUCACAUUGUAAGUUAAACUAUUGACAUAAAGUUCAAUUUUUGUAUACCGAAAGUUCAUUUUUAAAGCAUUGAAUUUGAAUCUUCAUUUUACUUUUGAA
Ipomoea triloba (trilobed morning glory) is the source of this 1031-nucleotide messenger RNA. Its product is annotated as AMSH-like ubiquitin thioesterase 3. NCBI's taxonomy places the organism in Eukaryota, Viridiplantae, Streptophyta, Magnoliopsida, Solanales, Convolvulaceae. The transcript has 5 exons. Gene Ontology annotation, cellular component: endosome; membrane. Gene Ontology annotation, biological process: protein K63-linked deubiquitination; protein K48-linked deubiquitination. The record is from RefSeq and is a predicted model, not a curated record. Bases 116 to 856 code for a protein of 246 amino acids.